Molecule: messenger RNA, 744 nt
Organism: Ipomoea nil (Japanese morning glory)
Lineage: Eukaryota; Viridiplantae; Streptophyta; Magnoliopsida; Solanales; Convolvulaceae
Product: probable calcium-binding protein CML18
Exons: 1
Coding region: 211-726 (171 amino acids)
Molecular function (GO): enzyme regulator activity; calcium ion binding
Source: RefSeq, a predicted model, not a curated record
UCGAAUACGGCAAGAACGCCAUUAGUUUCAACUCUGAUAGGAAAGACCUGCAACAAUAAUACCAAAAACACAAAUCAAAGUCGGAAAAAAAAAAACGCAUUCUGAUUAUAUUAUUGCAACGAUCACGAUCAUGAUCAUGAUCAUCAAUUCAUUUCCUUUUCGUUCUUGAUUAUCAUAACAAAGAAACCCCACUCCCCAAAUCCAUCAAGAAUGAGCAGCAAAGAACCGGCGGCGAAGCUAAACGAGGAACAAGUCGCGGAGCUGAAGGAAAUUUUCCGAUCAUUCGACAGAAACAACGACGGCAGCCUAACCCAGCUGGAGCUGGGGUCGCUCCUCCGAUCCCUGGGCCUAACCCCGAGCUCCGACGACCUGGACACGCUGAUCCAGAAGGCGGACACCAACAACAAUGGGCUGGUGGAGUUCCCGGAGUUCGUGGCCCUGGCGGCCCCGGAGCUCCUAAAUUCCUCGGAGGAUCAGUCGUCUCCCUACUCGGAGGAUCAGCUGAAGCAGCUCUUCAAAUUCUUCGACAGCGACGGCGAUGGGUACAUCACGGCCGCCGAGCUGGCCCACUCCAUGGCCAAGCUUGGCCACACGUUGACGGCGGAAGAGCUGACGGAGAUGAUCACGGAGGCCGACACCGACGGAGACGGUAGGAUCAGUUUCCAGGAAUUCUCUCAGGCUAUCACUUUGGCUGCGUUUCAUAAUUCUUGGUCGUCCCUAGAUUAAUUAUAUUAUUCCAGAUUA